This is a messenger RNA of Erigeron canadensis, 834 nucleotides long. RefSeq lists its product as uncharacterized. The record is from RefSeq and is a predicted model, not a curated record. Bases 1 to 834 code for a protein of 277 amino acids. The transcript has a single exon. NCBI's taxonomy places the organism in Eukaryota, Viridiplantae, Streptophyta, Magnoliopsida, Asterales, Asteraceae.
AUGGAUAAACGAUUUGGAUCUACGGUUUUACUAGAUGAACAGUUUGAAUGGUUCGACGAUAGUAGUUUGGAAAUAUUUGUGGACACGAUUGAGGACGAUGGUGAAAGUUCUACGGCAAGGUCAAGGCGUAAAGUUGUUAACCGCAAUCGUUGGGAAGCUGGAGAAAGAUUGUUUCGCGACUACUUUUCUGAUGAACCGAAAUUCAGUCAUGAGUUUUUUGAGGAGUAUCGUAUGCCUAAAGGUUUAUUCUUAAAGAUUGUUCAUGAUCUUGAGUCGCGGUACAAGUAUUUUCAGAAAGGUUACGAUGGUAGGAUGAAAAAGAGUUUUACCAUGAUACAAAAAUGUACAUCCGCCAUCAGGCAGCUUGCAACCGGUAACCCACCAGAUGAGUAUGAUAAGUACUUGGAGAUGGCUCAAAGAACAUCACGCGAAUGUCUCCAGGUUUUUUGUGACGCCACGGUAGACACGUAUGAGCAAGAAUAUCUGCGUAGACCAACAACGCAUGAUAUUUUGCGGUUAUACGAAGCACAUGAGGAGAGACAUCACAUUCCAGGUAUGUUGGGCAGCCUAGAUUGUACACAUUUUGUAUGGAAAAUGUGUCCAGUUGAGUUGAGGGGCCAGUAUAAAAGGGGUGAUCAUCAAUACCCCACGAUUAUGAUGGAGGCGACGGCUUCUCACGAAUUAAGGAUAUGGCACGCAUUUUUUGAUCCUCCUGGUUCACUGAACGAUAUCAACGUUCUGCAGCAGUCUCCAUUGUUCCUUCCCGAGAGCAUAGGCACGACGCCUAACUGCCCAUUCAAUGUGAAUGAUCACACGUACCGACGUGGCUAUUAG